Messenger RNA from Acaulospora colombiana, 2589 nucleotides. Lineage: Eukaryota; Fungi; Glomeromycota; Glomeromycetes; Diversisporales; Acaulosporaceae. The record is from the annotation of a GenBank genome assembly.
AUGGCGACCGAGGCUUGUUACACCAUUAUUCAUCAGGAUGAUAGCUUGGAUCAACCUUCCCUGCAAGAGCUCAAGACGGCAUUGGAGAAGGGCUCGGAGGAAGCAAAAAUUGACACGAUGAAAAAAAUUCUAGUGACAAUGUUAAAUGGCGAUCCACUUCCUCAAAUUCUCAUGCAUGUCAUUCGUUUUGUAAUGCCUUCAAAGAAUAAAGUUUUGAAGAAGUUACUUCAUUUUUACUGGGAAAUUUGCCCCAAAACAAAUCCCGAUGGAAAACUAAAGCAAGAAAUGAUAUUGGGGUGCGACGCUCCGCUUCCUUUGCAAGUUACGGGAACCAGAAUUAUUGGAGCCAUUGUUACCCUCGUGCCGUUCUUGUUUGGUAUAUAUGCAAGUGUAUUGGUUAAACUGAAUCAGGAUAGUUCUAGCACUAAAGAUUAUUGUUUGUUAGGAACAUCGGCAUUCUUAUCAUCCUCUUCGGUCAAAUAUGAAGCAGCGACAUCACUGAUGGCUCUCACCCACGCGCCUGCAGCCGUCAAAGCUGCCGCCUCUUGUUACAUCGAGUUAAUCAUCAAGGAAUCGGACAAUAAUAUAAAAUUAAUUGUGUUGGAUCGAUUGGAUGAAUUGCGCGAAAAACACGAGCAGACCAUGGACGAUUUGGUACUUGAUAUAUUACGUGUCUUGACCAGGCAUGUUAAUUUAUUGAGUACGGGAAUUCCGGACAUUGAAGUUAGGCGUAAGGCUUUACGCAUUGGAUUAGAAUUGGUUUCGAGUCGAAAUGUUCAGGAAGUUGUUGUUUUCUUGAAGAAGGAGCUCAGUAAGACCCUUGAUCAGGAUUACGAAAAGAACAAUGAAUAUAGGCAGCUGCUUAUCCAGUCGAUUCAUGGUUGCGCGAUCAAAUUUUCGGAAGUAGCUGCAAACGUGGUCCACGUGCUAAUGGAAUUCUUGGGAGAUUCGAAUAAUCCUGCUGCUGUUGAUGUAAUAGCGUUUGUUCGUGAGGUAGCCGAGAAAUUCCCUAAUUUACGAUCAUCGAUAACUGAAAAAUUACUCGAAACAUUUAUGGAUGUCAAAUCUGGCAAAGUAUUCCGGGGGGCUUUGUGGAUUGUGGGCGAGUAUUGUGCGGAAUGUAAAGACAUUGAAGAGGCUUGGAAACAAAUAAGAGCAGGCCUCGGGGAAAUUCCGAUAUUGGCGUCAGAACAGCGCCUUCUUGAAGAAGCUGAAAAAGAAGAGAAACCUGAAGAUGCAAGUUUGGAAACAAAGAUUGCCGGUCCAUCAUCUUCAAGACGCAUUCUAGCUGAUGGAACUUAUGCUACAGAAUCCAUAUAUUCAUCGAAUUCAACAACUAAUUCAAAACUUGAUGCAGUUAAAGCAGCCGCCAAACCUCCACUUAGGGCUUUAUUGUUGGGGGGAGAUUUCUUUCUUGGUACCGUCCUUGCCUCAACUUUGACAAAGCUAGUGAUGCGUUACUCGGAAGUCUCUAACGACGCGAAAAAAACUAAUUCCUUUAGAGCCGAGGCCAUGUUAAUAAUGGCUAGUAUUAUCCGCGUUGGACAGUCGCAAUUCGUAUCCACACCCAUAGAUGAAGACUCAUACGACCGAAUCAUGUCUUGUCUGCACGUUUUGGAACAACUUUCAAUUGAUGCUUCGAUCAAAAAUGUGUUUCUACAGGACACAAAAAAGGCAUAUACGAGAAUCGUUGAGGAUGAAGAAAAACGCACCGCGGUAAAAAAAGCUAAAGAUAAAUCAACCGUAGCUGUACAAGUCGAUGAUCUUAUAUCUUUUAGACAAUUUUCAAAACGCAACCUCGGGGACGACGCUGAUGAAUACGAAUUGGAUUUGACUCGUGCUACUGGCCAAAGCGAUCCGCGUGAUGAUUUAAUUUCAAAGCUUAGUCGCGUUGUCCAGUUAACAGGGUUUUCCGAUCCAGUAUACGCAGAAGCCUAUGUCAAUGUUCACCAGUAUGACAUUUUAUUAGACGUUUUGAUUGUCAAUCAAACCAGUGAAACACUUCAGAACCUUUCCAUAGAAUUUGCAACCUUGGGGGAUCUGAAGCUUGUCGAAAGACCUACGCAACAUAAUCUUGCGCCACAUAGUUUUCAUAGUGUGAAAGCUACCAUAAAGGUUUCCUCCACAGAGACCGGAGUAAUCUUUGGUAAUAUUGUUUACGACGGUCCUGGGACAGCAGAGAGCAAUUGCGUGGUCCUCAAUGACAUUCAUAUCGACAUAAUGGAUUACAUUAAUCCCGCGUACUGUAAUGAGACGCAGUUUCGUAGCAUGUGGACAGAGUUCGAAUGGGAGAAUAAAGUCAAUGUUAACACCAACAUAACGGAUUUGCGUGAUUAUCUAUCUCACAUAAUGAAAUCCACAAACAUGAGUUGUUUAACACCCGAGAACGCAUUGUCGGGAGAUUGCGGCUUCUUAUCUGCUAAUAUGUACGCUCGUAGUAUAUUUGGCGAAGAUGCCUUGGCUAACAUAAGCAUCGAAAAACGAGUUGAUGGUGCGAUCACUGGCCAUGUUCGAAUUAGAAGUAAAACACAGGGAAUAGCACUGAGUCUUGGAGAUAAAAUCACGCUGGCACAAAAAGCUGCUACUUGA